Molecule: messenger RNA, 1206 nt
Organism: Penicillium cosmopolitanum
Lineage: Eukaryota; Fungi; Ascomycota; Eurotiomycetes; Eurotiales; Aspergillaceae
Exons: 4
Coding region: 1-1206 (401 amino acids)
Source: RefSeq, a predicted model, not a curated record
AUGGACGACGACUAUGUCGCGCAGCUCAUGGCAAAGGAGGCUGCAGAGAACUCCAAGAAGUACUCGUUGGAAGGUCUCGGGGCUUAUCAAUCGCAGAAACGAUCUGCCAAUGCACCGAAAGCCAACACUCGGUUCCUCCGACAUCUGAUCAAAGAGACGGACAAUCAUAACACAGCUUUGAAGCGGAAAGAAGAGAGAGAUGCAGGAGACCGAAUGCGCCAGUUGAAGGACCAGGGCUCCCCACGAGAACCUCGGACCGAUCCCACCGGGACGAUCGUCGACAUGACAGUCGACGCGAUGGCCAGCGCAGUGACCAGAGUCGUUCCUACCGGAAAAGCCACCGCCAUCGUAGUCGUUCGCCAUCCUCGGGCCGGGACCGAGACCGGGAUCGGGAUCGGGACCGCAGACAUCGGCGAAGAGACGACGACCGCAGUCGAUCACGAGAUACCCAUAGAGAUAGAGAGCGCAGGACACGACGGAGAGACGACGAUCGAGAUAGAUCAAGGGGGAGAGGUCGAGACAAAGAGUACAGAGACAGUCACAGGUCAACGACUUACCGAAGGCGAAGACCCUCAGAGUCUCGCAGCCGCUCCCCACGUCGAGAUCGAAGUGCUGAACCUCACCGCAGCCGGCGUCAUCAUAAAUCUCCUUCCAAUGCCCGGUCAUCCCCGUCGAGCAGGAAAGAGGAGCGACGGCCGCGGCGUGACAAGGAUACCCGAUCUUCACACGAGUCAAAAUACCCAGCAUCUCUCGAUCCAGUCGAGAAGAUUAAUCACAAACCCGAAUCUUCGAUCCAACGACAUGACAGGGAAGAAUCAGACCCUCUUGAAGAUAUGGUUGGCCCUCUUCCGCCUCAGACGAACGGAGAAUCCGCUGCACCGGUUCGUUCGCGUGGCCGGGGCGCCUACAAAGCUAGCUCGAACGCCCUGUCGCGGGCCUCGAAACGGGGAAGAUGACUGGGACAUGGCCCUUGAGGCCUUGCGCGACCGUGCCCGGUGGAAACAAAAAGGAGAGGAGAGACUACGGGAGGCAGGCCUGAAUGAAACAAUCAUUGAGCGGUGGAAGGACAAUACAACCUCCACUGGAGCGAGCGGGGAGAAGAGACCGGAAGAUGUACGGUGGUCGAAGAAAGGAGAAGGCCGUGAAUGGGACCGAGGGAAGGUCGUGGACGAUCAGGGGCAUACGGAUGUCCAUGCCUUGUGGUAG